Kwoniella shivajii is the source of this 798-nucleotide messenger RNA. RefSeq lists its product as uncharacterized. The record is from RefSeq and is a predicted model, not a curated record. The coding region runs from base 1 to 798 and encodes 265 amino acids. The transcript is spliced from 5 exons. Gene Ontology annotation, cellular component: transcription factor TFIIK complex; cytoplasm; nucleus. Gene Ontology annotation, molecular function: cyclin-dependent protein serine/threonine kinase activity; ATP binding; RNA polymerase II CTD heptapeptide repeat kinase activity. NCBI's taxonomy places the organism in Eukaryota, Fungi, Basidiomycota, Tremellomycetes, Tremellales, Cryptococcaceae. Gene Ontology annotation, biological process: protein phosphorylation; positive regulation of transcription by RNA polymerase II.
AUGGACCUAGCUGCAAAGGAGAAUGAUCAACGAGCGAGUCGAUGCGUCGAGAAGGGCACCGGGAGGAAGAUUGCUAUUAAGAAGAUUAAAGUCGGGGAGAUGAAGGAUGGAUUGGAUAUGACAGCGUUGAGGGAAGUAAAGUUUUUGCAAGAGCUUCACCAUCCAAAUAUUAUAGGGGAUUUGAAACCGAACAACUUACUCAUCGCCGCGAACGGAGAGCUGAAAAUUGCGGAUUUUGGUUUGGCAAGGGAAUUUGGCGACGCUGGAAGUAAGAUGACAUGUCAGGUUAUUACUAGCCGUGGACAUGUGGUCUAUCGGCACCAUCUUCGUCGAGUUGAUACUUCGUGUGCCGUUCCUCGCUGGAGAGACAGAUAUAGACCAGCUCAAGAAGACGUUUCAUGCAAUGGGUACGCCGACGGAGCAGGAGUGGCCGAUUUUCAUGAUGUGGGGUCAUACCCUAAGAACCCGUGGUGGAAUAUGAUCUCGUCGAUAGGAAAGGAAGGACAGGAUUUGGUUAGAGAGUUGUUGAAAUACGAUCCGCUUAGUCGAACAUCUGCGAAACAGGUGAGUAGCUUGUUACGAAGUCUCGCUAAUUUACAGGCCCUACACCACCGGUUCUUCUCCUCAUAUCCUAAACCGACUCCACCUGUAUCCCUGCCAAAACCCCUUGCUGAACUUCGACCGCGUGCUCUCGCUCCCGACGAAACUGAAGGGAAGCCUACUCUCGGUGGAAUGAAGCGAAAAGCAGAGUCGCCCGAUAUCACGCGUAAUGUCGCUCGUAAACUUGUAUUCGCUUAG